AGCUGUUUACAGGUAGCUUAGUUUAGCUAACUAGUAGUUUGUUGUUGUUGGUUAGCCCGUUUACACUCGGUUAUGAUGGGAAGAGACACUCAGCUAGCUAACGGUGCUACUUUGGUGCUAAGCUAGUCGUCCAGAAGGUUCGUUCGCUGAGUGACCCGGAGAGAUGUCCAGUCGCAACCUGCCCCCGGUGCGCCAUUUGCCCCACUGGACCCGAGUCGGCCGCCUCGAGAAGCCCUGUUCCCCGCGACGUGUACCGGCGAACCGGCUGCAGCCGCUGCCUGCUGUCCCGCCGGCGGACAGAGGAGCGGGGCCGGCGGCCGCGGAGCAGCCCCGUCCCCGCGGCAUGGACCCCCGCGUCGAGUCGCUGCAGAGGAACAUCCAGUUCCUGCAGCAGCAGCACCGGGACACUCUGGAGAAGCUGCACGCAGAAGUAGAGUACCUGAGACGGGAGAACAAAGAGCUGCAGUACAAGCUUAUAAUGGAGCUUCCCAGGUCCAGCAGAAAAGGACUGACACACAGCCGGCGAGACCCUCGGCCGCCCACCCAGGGCAGGGAGGCCCCGUCUGGACUCUACCUGGAGGAGCCGCUGCAGGACACGAGACCCUUACAGGACCAGGCUCCCAGCAUCGGCGAAGGCGGCGACAUCGUGGGCUCGGCCAGGCAGCAGGACCACGGCGCAGACGUGAAGGGACGCCUCAUCACCUCGCUGCAGCCGCUACGAAUCCACAGCAGCCCCUCACAUCCGCCUCGAGCUCCCACGCUGCAGGAGUGUGAGGUCAUCAUCCGGCAGCUUUACAACGCCAACAGCUUACAGUCUCAGGAGAUCCUACGAGUGAAGGCGCUGCUGAGAGACAUCGUCCUGAGCAAGAAGAUCACCCCAGAAAACUACAUCCUGACCAAGGCCUACCUCCUCGACGGGACUCACAAAUCUUUAGAAGAAAAGAAAUUUCCAAAACUUGGUCUUCAAUCAUUUCCAGAUAAAAUGUCUGCAGCCUCCCAGUCUGGACUCGUCCUCCCGGCCCUCAAGCAGAGCCUCGGCUCCACCGUCGCAGACAGACAGAGGAGGACGCGAGCUGUGCAGAGAGACCGGUUUAAAAGGACAGUGCACUGACGGGACCAGAGCUACCGCGGCGUGGAGCUUCUAACGGUCUGAACAGCCUCGGGACGCAAAUUAAAUAAAUUCUCAGUGAUGGAGAUCGA
Molecule: messenger RNA, 1200 nt
Organism: Stegastes partitus (bicolor damselfish)
Lineage: Eukaryota; Metazoa; Chordata; Actinopteri; Pomacentridae
Gene: ccdc74a
Product: coiled-coil domain containing 74B
Exons: 7
Coding region: 164-1111 (315 amino acids)
Source: RefSeq, a predicted model, not a curated record